UAACCAAUUGCAUCUGCAAAGACCCUACUACCAAAUAAGGCCACAUUCUUUGGUAUUGGGAGUUAGGACUUCAACGUCUGAAUUUUAGGGAGACACAACUCAACAUAUAAAAGUGAUAUUCCCAGCCUUUCAGGAGCCUUUAGACCAGAGGUGGAGACAGACACACAGCUGGGUAAUCCUUUCCAGCAUGGUGGGAGAAUAGGUGUGGGCAGAGGGGCUGUGGUUUCACAAGGGACUCCUAAUCCUGACAGGGGACCCUCAAAGAGAGGUGAUGCCCGAGCCAAGGUCAGUAGGGUGUAAAGAGUCAGCUAGGCAGAACGGGUAACAGGGAGGGUGUGCCCACAGGAUCCAUCGUAAUCCACCAGGAGGCAGAGAGUGGUGGCUGGUCACCUGGAAGGGAAGGCAGAAGCCAAAACAUGUAUGACUGGAGAAGAAACUGAGGCCUGGAGUUUGAGUAAUUCAUUCAAAGUUACCGAGUUGACAGAAGGACAAAGGACAGAAUCACCAGCACUGGCUGAAGAUGCCCAGCCUACAGAGUCUGAGAAGGAAAUUUAUAAUCAGGUGAAUGUAGUAUUAAAAGAUGCAGAAGGCAUCUUGGAGGACUUACAGUCAUACAGAGGAGCUGGCCAUGAAAUACGAGAGGCAAUCCAGCAUCCAGCAGAUGAGAAGUUGCAAGAGAAAGCAUGGGGUGCAGUUGUUCCACUAGUAGGCAUUAAAGAAAUUUUACGAAUUUUCUCAGAGGUUAGAAGCAGCGUUAAGAGGUCUUCUGGGAGCUUUGACGAGUACCCCAUUUUCUCCUACCCAGCAUCUAGAGCGAGACAGGCUCUUGCUAAACAGUUCGCAGAAAUUCUUCAUUUCACACUCCGGUUUGAUGAACUCAAGAUGACAAAUCCUGCCAUACAGAAUGAUUUCAGCUAUUAUAGAAGAACAUUGAGUCGUAUGAGGAUUAAUAAUGUACCAGCAGAAGGAGAAAAUGAAGUAAAUAAUGAAUUGGCAAAUCGAAUGUCUUUGUUUUAUGCUGAGGCAACUCCAAUGCUGAAAACCUUGAGUGAUGCUACAACAAAAUUUGUAUCAGAGAAUAAAAAUUUACCAAUAGAAAAUACUACAGAUUGUUUAAGCACCAUGGCUAGUGUAUGCAGAGUUAUGCUUGAAACACCGGAAUACAGAAGCAGAUUUACAAAUGAAGAGACAGUGUCAUUGCUUGAGGGUAAUGGUGGGCGUCAUAAUACUUUAUGACCACGUACAUCCAGUGGGAGCAUUUGCCAAAACUUCCAAAAUUGAUGUAAGUUACAUAUUAUUUUAUAUAUUUUCAAACAAUUUCCUUAC
Molecule: messenger RNA, 1326 nt
Organism: Microcebus murinus (gray mouse lemur)
Lineage: Eukaryota; Metazoa; Chordata; Mammalia; Primates; Cheirogaleidae
Source: RefSeq, a predicted model, not a curated record